Molecule: messenger RNA, 540 nt
Organism: Purpureocillium lilacinum
Lineage: Eukaryota; Fungi; Ascomycota; Sordariomycetes; Hypocreales; Ophiocordycipitaceae
Source: RefSeq, a predicted model, not a curated record
AUGACGAUGACGAAGCUCCCUUGGAUUGCCCGGCCGCGGUCUGUACAGGGUUGCAGUGGAAAUGAAGCGAAAGGGGGGAGCAGGCGAGACGUGUGUUGGGCGCCCGGCGAGUUAUCAACUGUCGUGCUCGUUGAGCUCCGUCUUACUGGGUACACAGAGGUCCACGCUUUUUGUCUCACUGCUGGGGGUAGACCGUCCGCUCCGGGCCUCCUCCCAGUGGCGAGGGCAGCCAAGGUGAGCUUGGUGGGCCAGGUCAGGCCAGUCAGGCAAGGCCGCACCGGUGCGGACAGGCGAACCAACGGGGUCCAGGAUCUCUGUAUCUUGCCUCGGGGCCGCCAGUGGGUGGACGUCGAGGCUUAUCGGUCCACUCGGCCGUUCAGAGGGUGCCGUGCCAGCGCGCAGUCGCGACCAUUUCGUCCGGCGCCAGAGGCGGUCAACCUGAACCCGUCCCCCGUUGACACCAGCCGUCGAGUGAGAGAGGCGCCGCGUGUUGGGGGUCCCGCAACGAAUCGGCAGUCUAGACGUAAUGCGUUUAUGUAG